This is a messenger RNA of Cryptococcus wingfieldii CBS 7118, 657 nucleotides long. RefSeq lists its product as hypothetical. The coding region runs from base 1 to 657 and encodes 218 amino acids. The transcript has 5 exons. NCBI's taxonomy places the organism in Eukaryota, Fungi, Basidiomycota, Tremellomycetes, Tremellales, Cryptococcaceae. The record is from RefSeq and is a predicted model, not a curated record.
AUGCCGGCCGAAAGUGGCCUCGAACGAGCUUUUUUGGACUUCAGGGACAGGUGGGAGAGUGGGGACUAUGAGGUCGACUACAAGCACAGAAUCUCUCUGGCCGGCCUCGACUUCUCCCUCGGCCAUUUGAGGAUUCUCCUGCUCCAGCGCGGGUCUCCAAAGCAGUGGGAACAGGUCUCACUCGACUCUCUUGCGGGGUAUACCAACCUGGCCCAGUGGUUCCAUGCCAACUACGAGGUGGAGGAUCCUCGUUUCGGGUCUGCCGCCGACACCAAGAAUGGUAAGACUGACCUCAAAUCCAGGGGGAGGACAUCUCGUUCUUCACUGUCGGCUACUGCGCUUCGAUGGCCCAAUGCGCUCCCCUCCUUCCUCUUCCCCCAUGACGCCUCACCUCCGGAGACCAUGGGUCACUCCUUCCUGAAAAGCCGAAUCGUGGCAUACAUCUACAGAGCUUUACACCAUGGCGCAAGCACAGUAGAGCCAGGUGCCCUCGAUUCAGACAGUCGCAACGGGACCCGGUCUACUGCGCACAGUGCUUCGAUUCGAGACAUCUCGUUCUUCACUGAUGGCUACUGCGCUUCGCUGCUAUGGUUUUGUCUUUCGGGCGACGCUGCCCUCCCUGCAGCAGAUGACGAGACGAUGAACAGGCGUAAGUAA